UUCCCCGUCCGGGCAGGGCGGAAGCAGGAGGCGUCAAGUGGGAGGGUACUUCCGCUAUUGCGUCUUCCGCAAGAUGGCGGCCCCCGUGUCUGUUCAGGUGGAGUUCGGAGGCGGAGCAGAGCUCUUAUUUGACGGUGUAAAGAAGCACCAGGUGACCUUACCCAGUCAAGAGGAGCCUUGGGAUAUCCGAAACCUUCUCAUCUGGAUAAGGAAGAACCUGUUAAAGGAGCGGCCAGAGUUAUUUAUCCAGGGAGAUAGCGUGCGACCAGGGAUUCUGGUACUAAUCAAUGAUGCUGACUGGGAGUUGCAGGGUGAAUUGGACUACCAAUUACAGGACCAAGACAGCAUCCUCUUCAUUUCCACACUACAUGGUGGUUAGAGCAUCUAUCCUCCUCCAUCCUUCAGUUCCUUCAGCUCCCAGGGACCUUCAGGGCAGAAAACAUCCAAAAUGGGGGAACAAUAGAGACAGAAAUCCUCCCCCCUCUCCUCCUUCCCCCACAGCCGGAGCAUGUGGGACAACAAGCUUGCCAUGACUUUGUCUUCAUGAAGAAGGACCAGCAGCAAAAGAGACCCAGGCAGUCCUGCUCUCCUGCCUCUUCCCCUUGCUGCAUUCUUCCCACUCCCUCUCCAGCCUUAGCAGCUUUCCCUCCGGGAAGGGAAAUGAGGCCAGGUACUAAAAAUGUGCUGCUUACAGCUCGUGUACUAGUGGAAGAAGCUACUACCACCUCCUUCCCCCAAAUGGGAGGGGGGCACAGCUUUGCCAAGAGACCUGCCCCAGAUUGCUCCCUUCUGUAAUCUGUGCCCCCAAGGGAGGUAGUAGCCCUUCUGCCCCCACUACUCUGCAGGCAAGUUUGUGAGCUCUGAACCUCUAUGUUCCCACCUCGUAUGGCACUGUUCCAGUAUUCCAAACUGUGUCAUCUUGAGCAAGUCAUUCAUCACCCUGAGUUUUAGUUUCCUGCUCUGUGAAAUUGCCUUUUGGCAAUUUCUAAGGACCCUUUCAAGCUCUAGAAUUCUGACUGAGAUUCCUUGCCUCAGUUUCCUCUCUCAGAAGCAAAGGGCUCCACCUGCUUCUUCUAGUGUCAUUACUGAACCACAGCUGGGGGCCCCUAUUCAGUGCUGCCUCUUCCUCCUCCUUCUGCCUGGAUGCCCCCAGCUGCUCCAACCUUGCUCCUCUGACUCCCCUAGCCCUUGACCUAGGCCUGCCCUAUAGUAUAGAGGCUACCAGAUGGACUCCCCCAGAGAUAAAAAACUGCCUGAAGACACCUGGGCUCUGUGCCUCACUGGGGAGGGCUUUGGGUCGCUUCCUCGUGCCUCAGUUUCCUCUCCAGUGCCUAGGAUUUUACCAUUGUGAACUGAGGUGGUGCCAGAAAACCAGGGCACAAGAAACUGCUUUGUGACAUAUUUGGGACCUCCAGCUUCUCGCCCCACAGCAUGCAGACCCAUCUGGAAGCCAACAUGGCGGUGCUUGUAACAGCCGGCAUUGGGCAAAUAAAGGCUUUCAUGCCUGUC
Molecule: messenger RNA, 1509 nt
Organism: Sarcophilus harrisii (Tasmanian devil)
Lineage: Eukaryota; Metazoa; Chordata; Mammalia; Dasyuromorphia; Dasyuridae
Gene: URM1
Product: ubiquitin related modifier 1
Exons: 5
Coding region: 74-379 (101 amino acids)
Biological process (GO): protein urmylation; tRNA thio-modification
Cellular component (GO): nucleus; cytoplasm
Molecular function (GO): protein tag activity
Source: RefSeq, a predicted model, not a curated record